Molecule: messenger RNA, 705 nt
Organism: Penicillium crustosum
Lineage: Eukaryota; Fungi; Ascomycota; Eurotiomycetes; Eurotiales; Aspergillaceae
Product: AMP dependent ligase/synthetase
Exons: 3
Coding region: 1-705 (234 amino acids)
Source: RefSeq, a predicted model, not a curated record
AUGAUCUCCACACCACCGACUUUCCUUCCUUCUUUGCCCUUGGUCCCGCUCGAGGAGCCGGUCGGGGAUUCAUGCCUGGCAAAAAAUCUUGCCAGGACCAUCGGAUCGGACCCAGCAGACAAGCGAGCCCACUUUGUCGAGGCAACAAUCGAUCGGGCAUGGACCCCUGACGAAAUCAGUGCUCGCGUCGCUCAGGUCGACAUUCUGAUUCUUUCAUGGGCUAUCCACCGCAUGGGCGGUGCUUGCCUCAUGAUGCAGCCUACGAGUUCGGCUGAGGAAAUCGCAGGCCACUUCGAUCGUGUGCCGCCGGUUGCCAUGUUUGCCUCACAAGAGCUACUCCCUCUAGCCCAAGAAGCCGUUCAACUGAGCUCCCUAUCAGAUCUGCCGCUCUACAGGCUGUCCGUGCCUAGAGGAAUGACCAACCUGUCCAGAAUCACGACGCUUGAUGACUUGAUCGAAGUCGCUAAGGAUCUACCUCCGGUGCAGAAGGGUGCUUUGUCUGUCAACGAAGCGAGUCGACGUGUGGCGUACUACUGUACCACGAGCGGCACAUCUGGUUUCCAGCGCAUCAUGGCCAUCACCCACAAAAAGCUCAUCGCCAGCAUCCUGCAGGCAUCAGAGAUCAGAGUUUCUAGAGACCACCAGAGAAGCAGGCUCCGCGAUAGCUCUGGGUUGCCUGCCGUUCAGCCACAUCUGUGGCUUUAA